AUGGCCCUCUCCAGGAGCUGCUCCGGCCCCAGCGCCGGCCUGGCCAAGGCAUUGGCCGCUCCUCGCCUUUCCUCCCCCUUCGCCCGUCCUGCCCGCCGCCAGGUUCACGAUGUUGCGAUCACUCGCACCGGCAAGCCCAUCAUUAGAGUACCCGGUGGCAGAUCGUCGCUUGGAGGCCACACCGCAACCGUUUUCGGCGCUACCGGCUUCCUGGGCAGAUACAUUGUCCACAGACUGGCGCGCCAGGGUGUUACCGUUGUCGUUCCUUUCCGGGAGGAGAUGGCCAAGCGUCACCUGAAGGUUUCUGGUGAUCUCGGCAGGGUUGUUUUCAUGGAGUACGAUUUGCGCAACACUCAAUCCAUUGAGGAGAGCGUCAGACACUCCGAUAUUGUCUACAACCUGGUCGGCCGCGACUACCCCACCAAGAACUUCGACCUGGAGGACGUGCACAUCGAGGGUACCAAACGUAUUGCCGACGCCGUUGCGAAGUACGAUGUCGACCGUUUCGUCCAUGUCUCAUCGUUCAACGCCAGCAAGAACUCACCCUCUGAGUUUUUCCGGACCAAGGCUUAUGGCGAGGAGGUUGCGCGUAGCAUUUUCCCCGAGACCACCAUCGUCCGCCCCGCCCCCAUGUUUGGUUCGGAAGACCGCCUUCUGAACCGGCUGGCUGGUCCUACCAACGUCAUCACCUCCAACAACAUGCAGGAGCGCUACUGGCCUGUGCACGCCAUCGACGUCGGCAUGGCGCUCGAACACAUGCUGCACAACGACCACACCGCCUCGGAGACGUACGAGCUUUACGGCCCCACCAACUACAGCACCGCCGAGCUUGCCGAGUUGGUUGACAAGGAAAUCCUCAAGCACCGUCGUCACAUCAAUAUCCCUAAGAGGGUGCUCCAGCCUGUCGCUGAGAUCCUCAACAAGGCGUUGUGGUGGCCCAUCAUUUCACGUGAUGAGGUCGAGCGCGAGUUCAUCGACCAACAGAUCGACCCCACUGCCAAGACCUUCAAAGACCUUGAUAUUGAGCCCAUCGAGAUCAAGAGCGUCCUCUACCACUACCUCAAGAGUUUCCGUAGCUCCACUUACUACGACAUGCCUCCUCAGACCGAGCGCGAGAAGCGCGAGGAGCGUGGGUACCUCCACGUCCUGGACGACCAGUGA
Molecule: messenger RNA, 1161 nt
Organism: Diplodia corticola
Lineage: Eukaryota; Fungi; Ascomycota; Dothideomycetes; Botryosphaeriales; Botryosphaeriaceae
Product: nadh-ubiquinone oxidoreductase 39 kda
Exons: 6
Coding region: 1-1161 (386 amino acids)
Cellular component (GO): mitochondrion
Molecular function (GO): protein-containing complex binding
Source: RefSeq, a predicted model, not a curated record